UAGGAUUAGAACAAAGGAACUGCAGUCCAUAUCUAAUCCUCCACUUUAAAUAUUAACAAUAUUUCAGCUUGCUGUUAUUUCACCACUGGGACUCAAUGUACCAUAAGCUAUUGCAAUUUUUGGCAGAUUUGAGACCACAAAUAACUUGUUUUUUUCAGUCUGCGAGGGUGGACCUUAGAAUUCCCAAAUGGUUCUGCAUUGCUUCUGCUGGAGGAAGUCCGCAACAAAAAUUGGUGGCAAUGAACUAAACUUUUCUCUGUAGGGCACGGCUGUGACUAUAUAGUGCACUACUGUACUCACCAGAUCUUUCCUGGAAACACUCAUGUGACCUAGUAAAUGAAUGCUCUAGUAUGAUGAUCAGUUAGGGGAGCCUAUCCCGGACUGCCUAUCAGUCCUUGAAACAUCCAUAAUCUGAUUUCUAGGAGAGGAGUUCAGUAAUGAAGGUGAAGAUUUCAUUGGAGCACCAGUGUCAAGACCUGAAAUAUGAGGAUAGGACUGUUCUAAUGUUACCCUGCUAAGACCACAGCAAUGGAGCUUUCACCUUUUACAGGAUGUAGUCUGUUUGACAGUCCCUAAGACAUUCUUGCUCUGCCUUGCCUCAGAUAGGGAUUCAGCCAGGUCUGCAAAGCAGGAGAGGUGCGUGUCUUCUAACAUUAUCUUCACAGUGACAUGGUGCUGCUGCAAGAAGUCUCAGUCAAGCUGUUUCAUCCCUCAAUAUUGCUUCGGGUUCCCAGUCAUCAGGCUGCAGUUUCUCCAUUUAUUACUUCAGUUCACUUGCUCACAUGGACAAAGUGGCAAUAAAAAUAAUUGACAAAUCUCAGCUGGAUGCAGUGAACCUGGAAAAGAUCUAUCGAGAAGUGCAGAUAAUGAAAAUGCUUGACCACCCGCACAUAAUAAAACUCUACCAGGUGAUGGAGACCAAAAGCAUGUUGUACCUUGUGACAGAAUAUGCCAAAAACGGAGAAAUUUUCGAUUAUCUUGCCAACCACGGCCGUCUGAGUGAGCCCGAGGCCAGACGCAAAUUCUGGCAAAUCCUCUCUGCGGUGGAAUAUUGUCAUAACCGAAAGAUUGUGCACCGUGACCUCAAGGCUGAAAAUCUCCUGCUCGACAACAACAUGAACAUCAAAAUAGCAGAUUUUGGGUUUGGAAAUUUCUAUAAAAGUGGUGAGCCUCUCACCACCUGGUGUGGAAGCCCCCCAUAUGCAGCCCCAGAAGUCUUUGAAGGGCAGCAGUAUGAAGGACCCCAGCUGGAUAUCUGGAGCAUGGGUGUAGUUCUUUAUGUUCUAGUCUGUGGAGCGUUACCUUUCGAUGGACCUACACUCCCUAUUCUGAGACAACGGGUUCUGGAAGGAAGGUUCAGGAUCCCCUAUUUCAUGUCAGAAGAGUGUGAGCACCUGAUCAGGAGAAUGCUGGUCCUUGACCCAUCCAAGAGAUUGACAAUUACUCAGAUUAAGGAGCAUAAAUGGAUGCUAAUAGAAGUUCCUGUGCAGAGACCCAUUCUCUAUCCACAAGGACAGGAGAACGAGCCUUCCAUUGGAGAGUAUAAUGAGCAGGUUUUGCGGCUGAUGCACAGCCUUGGAAUAGACCAACAGAAAACUAUUGAGUCUCUGCAGAACAAGAGUUAUAACCACUUUGCUGCUAUCUAUUACCUGUUAGUGGAGAGACUCAAGUCACAUCGGAGUAGCUUCCCUGUGGAGCAGAGACUUGAUGCUCGUCAGCGUCGGCCAAGCACCAUUGCUGAACAAACAGUCGCCAAGACACAAGCUGCGGUGCCCCCAGUGAACCUGCGUUCACAGAAUGUAAGGCUGCUGAGGUCUCCGGGCCUCCCACCAGCUCCAGAAGCAUUCUCCUUUCCCCCAACCAGCUGCCACGUCGAGUCAGCAUUCAUGGAGGAAGAAAGAGUCGAUACUCCGAAGGUAAAUGGCUGCUUGCUCGAUCCUUUGCCCCCUAUGGUGAUUAGGAAAGGAUGCCAGUCACUGCCUACUAGCAUGAUGGAAACCUCUAUUGAUGAGGGGAUAGAGACAGAAGGCGAAUCAGAAGACGAUCCCGCGCAGGCAUUUGCAGCCCUCCAAGCAACCCGCUGUGGGAAAAGACGUCACACUCUGGCGGAAGUGACCAACCAACUUGUCAUGAUGCCAGGCACAGGGAAAGUCUACUCCUUGGAUGAGAAUCCAUCUUUGGGCAGCAUUGACUCAGAAUAUGAUAUGGGAUCUUUUCAGAGAGAUCUUAACUUCCUUGAGGACACUCCUACACUGAAAGAAAUGGUGCUGGCCAACCAGUCAGCACCCAGAAUGACACCCCCUUUCAUAGGCCUGAGACCUCCCAAUCCAGCCAUGCAGGCACUGACCUCCCAGAAACGAGAGGCCCACAACCGCUCCCCCGUCAGUUUCCGAGAGGGGCGCAGGGCAUCUGACACAUCCCUCACACAAGGAAUUGUAGCAUUUAGACAGCACCUUCAGAAUCUGGCACGAACCAAAGGAAUCCUGGAGUUGAAUAAAGUCCAGCUCCUAUAUGAACAGAUGGGAUCAGAAGAAGAGCCCAACCUAACAUCGACUGCUCCCCACUUGCAGAAUCUUGUAAACAGCCCCCCUCAGGAGGAAGCUUCUCAGCAGCAGGAGAUUGUAUCUGCCUUCCCUAAUGGUGUGCAUCCACAGUUAUUAUCGAGACGGCAGAGCUUAGAAACACAGUACUUGCAACACAGACUGCAGAAACCCAGCCUGCUGUCAAAAGCCCAGAAUACCUGCCAGCUGUACUGCAAAGAACUGCCUCGAAGCCUGGAACAGCAGUUACAAGAGCACAGGCUGCAUCAGAAGAGACUCUUCCUCCAGAAGCAGUCCCAGCUGCAGGCUUAUUUUAACCAGAUGCACAUAGCCGAAAACUCAUACCCAAGGUCAAGUCAACUGCCACUUCCAGGCCAGGAGGAGCAGCAGCAGCCGCCCACACAGUUCAGCCUGGCACAGCCCUUGAGCCCUGUAAUGGAGCCUUCCUCAGAACAAAUGCAAUAUGACCCUUUCCUUAGCCAGUAUCAGAAACUGCAGCUGGAGUCAUUGCCACCAUCACAGAUCCACAGCGCACCUGGGCUGCCAUUGCAGAUUCAUGUGCAACAGCAGUCACCACCGCUGCCACCCUUACAAUAUUCCUAUCAGACUUGUGAAUUGCCAGGGGUCACUUCUUCUGAGCCAGACUACCCAAACCAGUGCCAGUAUUCCAUGAACCCAGCCCAGCAAAGCAAUGUAUCAUCACGAGACAACCAGAGGAGCUCAGCACCUCAAGAGCCUCAGUCCAGCUAUGAGGCAUUAGCCCUUUCAGAAUUGCCAGGACUUUUUGAUUGUGAAAUGAUGGAGACUGUUGACCCACAACAUAGUGGCUAUGUCUUGGUGAAUUAGCCACCCUGCAGUGUUCACUUAAGAAUGGAAGACAGGUGAAGUGAAGGAAAAGCAUCUGAAUUUUCAUUUUGGUUCCAACCCUAAAAUUCAUGGCUUAUUUUCCAACCCUUGACCUACUGAGGGAUGUAAAAGCCACCUGACUGGUACUAGCCGGGAUGGCUAAAAGCUACAUAGCCAUUGGUUCAUCCUGACAGUGCUAUGCCACAAACUCCGUGGCAGGGGCUGGAGAUGGAUACUGCAGUUUGGUCAAACAAAGAACCAGUUUGCAGAGAAGGAGAUUAGAGAUGUAGUUUUAAAGAAAGAAAAGGGUCCCUUCCAAAAACUGGAUACUCUGCUAGCAUCCAUCCAGUACCAGAUGAAACCUGCUAAACAUCUGCAAAAGAAAGGAGAUUAAAUGAGUGAUACAUUGUACUUCUUGGCAAUAAAAGCAAUAUAUUUUUCAUCUGAACUCAGACUUGGGUAACCUGAAGGCAAAUCAAGAACUCAUUAAACUUUAGUGCAUGGUGGAUUUAAAGGAAAGUUGCACUUUGGCAUUGAAAUGUUGAUUCUAAGCUACUGAUGUUGCAUUAGUCCACAGUAAGUCUCAGAGGACAUCAGGUGUUUCUCCAACAGACUCCACAUCCUCCUGCUAGCAACAGCAUUUCCCCAAACUUGCCAAAAAACUUUUAACUGCCCAUCCUGGGAAGUUUCUGGAACUUUGACAAAAUGAUACACUGACCUAGUCAAAAAAGAGCUAGGUCUGAUAUGGGGCACUGCAGUGUUUUUAGAGGCCUCUGAAUGGGGUACAGAAUACUCUAAAGGUAAAGGAUCGGUUAACAGAUGUGAAAGUACCAAGAGGAGGUCUGCAACUGCAGCAAAUGACAUUGUCAAAAAGGUCAGCCAGGGUAGCAUUAGAAAUCAGCCCUUUUUGCGGACAGUCUCUUGUGGAGGCCUCUGCCUUGGAGCAGCUGUGGUCACUGGAGAGGAUAUAUCUGUCCUCUGUCACUUUUUAAAAGUAACUAUUUUGAAUUUACAGUAUGCAUUGCUGGUGGUUUAUUAAGCUUUGUAUAUUUGGACAAUUUAGGUUUUAGAACUUAAGGACAAAACAAAAUGAGCUUAAAAACCCCAUGUGAAGUGAUAGUGCUGUGCCUUUUUGGGUUCUUUAUCAGAUUAUAUGCUUUUUUUCCUGAAGAAAAUAGACAAUACCCCAUUUAUAUCCAUGCUAAAGCCAAAGUCUCUUCAGAGCAUGUGUUCCACCAUGUGGAAUACAAUGCAACUUCCUUAGUGUUUUGAUUGCUCAUCUAUAUGUGAAAUGUAAAAAGUAUUACAGCAAUAUUUAGUAUCAAGAACUGUUGCUAUAUUAACCGUUUCAACAGAUACUCACUUUGAGCAAGCACUUGAGUCCCCAAACCCUUGCAGUUCACAAAAUGCCAGACAGCAGCUGAGCUUUGGAUCCAUAGAAAGGAUAGGGGUAAUCACUGUAAUGUGGGUUGUCUCAAGUGUUUGAAAUACUGAGACACAAUAUUAAAGGAGAACCUAGUACCCCAUAGUUGGAGAGUUUAGCCCUCUGUGAGCAGAUGAACACACUAAGCACAAUGCAGGUUCUUUAAAGCACAAAGAACAGCAGAGAAGCAGGUAUUGCUUAUGAAAAACACCUUUUGAUGUCUGGAAGGUUUUCCCUUUUCAUUAAGUUCAAAGUGAGGAAAGAGGCAAAAUAUACUAAUAGCUCCAUCUGUAUCUAUCACUACACAGUCACCAACCUUGCGCCUGACACUUUGCUCUCAAACCAAAGUUUUGUUGGAAGUUCCCAACCCCACCAAUCUGGGCUGUCACUUUACACUGACCCACAGGCAAGUUCUACAGUCACUAUAUAAAGCACCAAGGCAUUGGACUGAAUUGGUGGUAGCAGAAGAGAGAAUUCCUGAUACACUGAGAAAAGCCCAGUCAGUUUAUAAUCAGAUUUUCGAAGAGUUAUCAAAGAUCAGACUGCAGAACCAUUUUUUUUCCUUCAGAGGAAUAAGCAGUCAGCACACAGAGCAAUAAUACAGUAUUUACAUGGCAAAGGUAAAAAAAAAUCUAGUGACUAUAUAUUACUCAGCUUUAAACAGGAAGAAGUUCAGCACUGCUGCCAGCAAUUGCCUUAUUUCAUAGCAUGCUAAAAUCUGACUGACCUGUGGUGUUUAUGCAGCUCAUUGUGUAAUAUUGGUCACUAAUCCACUUGUUGUGCAGUCAGAUUUGUUCAAUCAAGGCUUUGUAUUGGCUACACGUUGAUUCCAAAGCCAUUGCUGGGGGGCAAUUUGAAAUCCCAUGUAAGCUAAAGCAUGGAAUCUCAGCUUAAAGGUUGUGUCCACUUACCCUUUCUUUAUGGCUAGAUGGCAAAGAGGUCAACUAAUGCUUUGCUGUUGUAACAUGGGCUCCUGAUCUGGGGGAGUUUGAGAACCACCGACCUAAAGACUGUUUUAAGGUGACUUAAUGCCAUCUGCAUAGAAACCUUUAUAAAUGGCAUCCCAUCCUCAUCCAUGGACAUGCUUGUGUGAAGGGGUAAAAAUCUUCACACAGCCCCUAGGUCUUAAGUGACUUGUAGAGAGCAAGCAACUGGCAACAACACUGCAGGGGAACAAAGGGCCAGCCCAGUGGAGUCUAGGCAUCUCACCAGGGCAGGUGACCACACGCAGCAAGAGUGGACAGCAUGGGGCCACCUAAAAUAUUAAGCAAACAUUGGUGCACAUACAAGGCCAAGCUGAAUACCCAGAGAGCUGCGUGAAAGAGAAGCAAACGAUGGAUAUAGAAAUGUCUCCAUAGCAUGAACAAUCAAUUCAGAAGCCCAGUUCUGCACAGGGAGUUGAGUUACAAAACAUGGCCUGCCCCUUUUAACUAUUUCCACAACAAACCCUACCACCCCAUACAUAGUAGGCUUACAUAGAGCAGGAUUCAGGGGCACAGAGAGCAGAAUUAUUGUUGUAGUUUGAUCUCUCAAUCAUUUUAGUCAUUUCUUUACCAGAGGGUCCCAACUAGUUUAAACUGCUGAGUUUUGGAAUGCAAGUAUCUAGGGAGCUAAAGAGUUUUGAAUGUUAUGAACAUGAAGUAGCUUCGAUCUCCCUCAACUAACAGCCUGUUUAACAUUUCAUGUCAUUUUCUUUAGACUAAAACAUUUCUAAUGCCACACUAGACUAUUUUGUGGGCACCACUCAUAUUCAUGCUACUUUGAGGUGGCUGUUUUUGUUCAAGUCUGUUGUGCCUAACAUUAGAGGAUUGUGUAUACUACUGUAUAGUUAAGUAUUACCUUUAGUAUCUUGUAUUACAGGUUCCUUUGAAGAGACUUUGGUGAGAUGUAUAUGGGGUAAAAAUUUCAUAUGGAGAAAAGUGCAAUAUGUGUGUGUGGUACGUUCUUUAAUGUAUUUUUUUAAAGAGUUAGAGGGUUUAGUCUUUGCUUUGGGAUAAAUGCACUAGUUUUGUGAGCUCCAGUUGGGCAAGUGCAUCUGUAGUAAUUACAUGCAACUGGUAUACUGGACUCUGUAAAGCAAUUACCGUGUAUUAAUACAAAAUAAAGAGUAUGUACAUUUCAUUUUUAAA
Molecule: messenger RNA, 6938 nt
Organism: Chelonoidis abingdonii (Abingdon island giant tortoise)
Lineage: Eukaryota; Metazoa; Chordata; Testudines; Testudinidae
Source: RefSeq, a predicted model, not a curated record